ACUCGCGAGCUGAUCGCCAGAAUGAGAAUUGGCUCGAGGCAAUUGGAGGCUCGCGAUGGCGCAGCCGCAGAUUCAUUCCUCGUCAUGAGCACAGCUAGUUUGCUUGUGCGCUCGUAGCUAGGACGUUCGGCAGCGUAGCUAGAAAGCGAGCCUCAAAUUGACUGCUCGCUUUCGUCGAAUCGUCGUCGGAUACGCUUUCUGCGUGAAGGAAGGAAGGCCCUGCGAGGAAUUUGGGGUGCACACGCAUGUCGCAGUCCGGGAAUGAUGCUCGAUGGUGGCGGUGGUGAUGGUGAUGGUUUCCAGGUUGCUGUAACACUUGGCGCGGCGCGCAUUGCUGUGAGUCAUCUGAUCGCAGGGAGCUCGCUUGGUAACCAUGGCACGGGCAAAUCUCAGCCGACGCUGGAUCGAAGUCGAGGGCCCGGUUUCGUUCAGCCCUGCAUGCCCUGUGUGCCGCAAGAGGGCUCUUUUUGUCGACGAGGGACUCUACCCGGGGGCUUUGCGGUAUGCACAACUUCACUGCCGGCUUCAGUUCUGUCGCUGUCACUGUCACUGUGUGCUUCUUUUACUUUUUGCCGAUUGGCGAAAUUUUCUUUGGCUGAGAGCCUCAGAAGACUGAGAACUGGGACGGUUUGCGGAGUCGGUGGUAUGGUGAAUCUCGUGUUGUUAACUUGGACGAAUGUUAUGUUUCAGGCGGGUAAGGUCCAAUGAAGGAGCGGAAGAAGCUGUAGAAAUGGAUAAGAGCGUGUGGGGAAAUCAUUUACCGGAAGGUGUUGUCACUAACAUCCUGGCCGUGUUGCCACUGGCGAGUCUUUUGAGGAUCCGUUUGGUCUGUAAGAAAUGGAAUGCCCUCAUAGAAAGCUCCAACUACCAAAAGAUUCGUUCCAAGUACUCAACACCAGCACCAAUUUGCCUCGUGGAUCACAAGCGUGGACUUAUGGCUUACGAUCUGGCCUCGGGGCCGUGGACAGUUCUUUCAGACAUCUAUGAGUCGAGCAUCUAUCAACAUACGGGUCCAUUUUGUGGCAGCCAGGUAGUGGCCACUGCAGGUGGUCUUAUCUUGCUCACAGAGGAUUCGCAUCUUCAUGGCCUGCAUGUAGUAAACCCCUCGAAGACUACAUGGAAAUCAUUCCACAACAGAGUACCUCCGUUGAGUCCGAAUUAUUACAUAGUAGGAAUGGUGUGGAAUCCCAUGACCAAGAGUUAUAACAUUCUUGCAGCUCAACGUGAUCAUGAUCGGGCCGCUUUCCAUGCUGUGGAGUUAUAUUUGUAUGACUCCAAUGACAAGUCGUGGCGGGCGUCAGGAUUUAUUAUGCCAGAUAAGAGGGUGAAGAACUUCCGAGUUCAAAAUGUGGUUCUUCAUGAGGGGCGUCUUCACUGCUUAACAGUGUGCGAGAUUCCAUGGCAAGGUCCUCGGUUUGAUGUUGUUCGGCAGGACCCUGGAUGUCAAUUCUGGCAUUCUUUGCCAGCUGUGUUUCCUACGAUUCGUCCACCUCCUUCACGGUUCCGAUCGUCGAUUUUGCUCUUUGAUUACAGAGGGCAAUUAAUGGCAGCGGGAGUCGACACCUAUUUGAACGUGCGUUUGUUCCUUUGGCAGCUUGAUCCUAUUAAAGGAGAUUGGAUUAAGGUAAGACAGCUGUGUGAAGGGCCGAAAGAAAGCUUCUCAAGUCUUUUGCAGGCAGAGUAUCAUGUACAAGCGAGUGGCGAUUACCUUUCUCUCUGCAGGUAUCCAGUUUCUCCAUCAUCUCGAGAAAAUCCAACGUCUGUGUUCGUCUACAACCUGUGGGACGGGACUCAGAAAUUGCUACCGAAUCUCCAACAGUCUUGGCAACUCUCACCAGAGCCUCCACGGAGAAGAACAUCGGAAAGAGCAGAGCAAAUGCCGCCACCGGCAGGACAAGAGGCCAAACACGUAUUAUUCUCAUGGGAGAAUCGAACAUUCUUCUUCGAGCCGAAGCCGGAUGCUCCUGUUUAACACAUACACCUUGAAAGUAUGUCUUGGCCUUUUGACAAGAUUACAAUGUACAUGACCUGUGGAAGUCGUACUGUGUAAAUAACAAUUUGUACAUACCGUGACCUGUCUAAUGACACUACAAUCAGUGAAGUCAAAAUGUUCUUAGAAAAGUAACACAGUCUUUGAUGCCACCAUAUCAAGAGCUAACUACCCUGAGCGUCGUUAAGAAUCCACUGACUUGAACAAUUUGCUUAUGCUAUAUGUUCAAGUUCGUUCCUUGUUAGCUCAAAAUUUAGGUUGGACUCAAAAUUUACGCCUGCCAUCGCUGUGCCGCGACCGUCAGAAAAUAGAAAACGUUUCAGCUUAGUAGACUUAACUUAUAUUUUCAUGAGAUGUGAACCUCAUCCAAAUCUUGUACACCUAGCUCUUUUCCUUGCAGAUAGGUUCGAGGGAAGUGCAGGUUGAGUUAGAAAGGUUGCCGUCAGCCGCUACUUCCAGCUUUUAUCAGCAUGUAUAGAUUCUUCCAAUGGGCAUAAAUAUUCUGAGUCA
Messenger RNA from Marchantia polymorpha subsp. ruderalis, 2500 nucleotides. The record is from the annotation of a GenBank genome assembly. NCBI's taxonomy places the organism in Eukaryota, Viridiplantae, Streptophyta, Marchantiopsida, Marchantiales, Marchantiaceae.